AUGUGCCUCCUCUUCCCUUCCACCCUCAGCGGCACAGCCCUAAACUGGUUCUAUAGGCUCUACCUUCGCACCAUCAACUCAUUCGACAGUCUCAAGCAGACCUUCCUGGACCAUUUUAUGAUCCAGGCUGAUCGCCUAUACUCCGCCGACAACUUGUAUAUGCUUCGACAGGGUGAGGACGAACCCCUUUGGGAGUAUGCACCCCGGUUCAGUCACGAAUACUUCCACUGUCUAGAAACUGACGAUCGCGCUGCCUUCAGGGCUUUCAAGAGUGGCCUCCGCGAGUCCAACUUUCGCUACCUGGUUCAUAGCAACAGUUGGAACACGUAUGCAGAGCUAAUGAAGCAGGCAGCGGUUCACGCCAAGACUGAAUACUUCAAUUCCAAGCGUGGCCCAGCCAACCUGGCGCGUAACACUUUCGCCGAUCCUCCAUCUGCUUCAGUACCUGCCCCAGCCCCACCUCAGCAUUCUACCCCCGCCCAAAGUACCCAGGGUACUCCACACCCAAAAAGGAAGGAUAGCUACCAACAUCCCUUCAGCAAUAACAAACGUGACAGACAUGGCAACCACCACCAAUCUAGUGGAAGCAACCCUCCCAAGACAAGUGAUCGGGCCCCACUUCCCUUCACACCCAGGCCCAGGUUCGAGGUCUUCACCACCCUCAACACCACCUAUGAGAACGUCCUAGUGCAUGAAGCCCCUAUCAUCCCCAAGCCACCCCCCCGGAGACCGUUCGGUAAGCCUAUGCCAAACACGGGCUUCUUGUGCCACUUUCAUCAGUUCAGCGGCCAUGACACCGAAUCUUGUGUUGCCUUACGCAACAUCAUUGAAGGGCUCAUCUGUGAAGGGAAGCUAGACAACUAUGUGCACAACCUACCACCCCCAACCAAACCCUCACCAACGGUCUUCAGCACCGAGCAGAGACGCUUGCUAAAGACCCAAAAAUCAGGCUGGGCCCCCAUUACUUUCUGCAAGGAGGAGGAGCGUGGUGUUAUCCUCCCCCAUGAUGACCCGCUCAUUAUCCCUGCGGACAUUUCUAACAUCGACGUUAGGCGUAUCUUGGUGGACACUGGCAGCCCGGUCAGUGUGAUGUUUGCUAACGCUUUCAAUGAGCUCCAGGUCCCAUCUCACUUACUCGACCGAAGCAUCACACCCCUUGUGAGCUUCUCUGGUGAUGUUGUCCAGCCUAUUGGAAGCAUUCAUCUCCCUAUAUCUAUUAGAACCGCACCCCAGCGGGCGACGAUCACCACCUCCCACAUUGUUGACUGUCCCACAGCUUACAACGUCAUCCUUGGGCGCCCCGCCUUGGUCCAAAUGAGGGUUUUUAUUUCCACACAUAUGUUGCUGCUGAAGUUCCCUACGCCUAAUGGCACAGGCAAGGUGCGCGGCGACCAACUUGGAGCCCGAAGCUGCUAUGCUUCAACAGUCAAAUCCACCAAUUGCCAACAUAGGAGUGAGGCCCUCGUAGUAACCAAGGCUCCAGCCCCUCCUCAAGCUGGCACUGAACGACCUGAGGACCUGAGGGAGGAGUCUGUCACACAACAGGCCAAACCUGUGGAAGACCUGGAGCUGGUUACUCUUCAUGACGACAUCCCGGACCGGCAGGUCCAGAUCGGCACCUCCCUCUCACAAGAGCUUCACUCUGACCUCAUCGCCUUCCUCUGCCUCAACUCUGAAGUCUUCGCAUGGUCAUACAAUGACAUGCCUGGCAUAUCACCUAACAUCAUAUCUUAUAGGCUCAGCGUUAAUCCUGUCAUCCGACCCGUUUGA
This is a messenger RNA of Prunus persica (peach), 1770 nucleotides long. RefSeq lists its product as uncharacterized. The transcript has 2 exons. NCBI's taxonomy places the organism in Eukaryota, Viridiplantae, Streptophyta, Magnoliopsida, Rosales, Rosaceae. Bases 1 to 1770 code for a protein of 589 amino acids. The record is from RefSeq and is a predicted model, not a curated record.